Molecule: messenger RNA, 2214 nt
Organism: Hevea brasiliensis (rubber tree)
Lineage: Eukaryota; Viridiplantae; Streptophyta; Magnoliopsida; Malpighiales; Euphorbiaceae
Product: pre-mRNA-splicing factor SLU7-A
Exons: 10
Coding region: 163-1776 (537 amino acids)
Biological process (GO): mRNA splicing, via spliceosome
Cellular component (GO): spliceosomal complex
Molecular function (GO): pre-mRNA 3'-splice site binding
Source: RefSeq, a predicted model, not a curated record
UCUUUUAAUCGCAUCACGUAUUUCCUCUCUCCUCUUCCUCUAAGGUUUCAUUACAAGGUCUCUCUCAAUCUAGGGUUCAAUUUCAGUGUUUUAGUUUUAUUAUAUCCUAAAUUAUUUACUGGAAUCGUAGAGUUUGCGUCUCUCGCGUUUACAGGAUCCAACAUGGCAACCGCAUCAGUUGCAUUUAAGUCUAGGGAGGAUCAUAGGAAGCAAAUUGAAUUGGAAGAAGCGCGUAAAGCAGGGCUUGCACCUGCUGAAGUUGACGAGGAUGGAAAGGAGAUUAAUCCUCAUAUUCCUCAGUAUAUGUCUUCUGCGCCUUGGUAUCUUGAUAAUUCUCAGAAACCUAGCUUGAGACAUCAAAGGAAGUGGAAAUCAGAUCCAAAUUAUUCAAAAUCAUGGUAUGACAGAGGUGCAAAAGUUUAUCAAGCUGAAAAAUACAGGAAGGGUGCAUGUGAAAAUUGUGGAGCCAUGACACAUGAUGCAAAGUCAUGCAUGGAAAGACCUCGGAAAGUGGGGGCUAAGUGGACUAAUAAACACAUUGCUCCAGAUGAAAAAGUAGAGUCCUUCGAGCUUGAUUAUGAUGGUAAGCGUGACCGAUGGAAUGGAUAUGAUACAUCAAGUUAUGCCCGUGUUGUUGAGAGAUAUGAAGCACGAGAUGCAGCUCGAAGUAAGCAUCUUAAGGAACAGCAGCUUAAGAAGUUGGAAGAGAAAAAUAGCAACGAAAGUGAUGAGGCUCUGGCUAGUGAUGAGGACAACUAUGAAGAUGAUUUGAGGGUGGAUGAAGCCAAAGUUGAUGAGAGCAAACAAAUGGAUUUUGCGAAGGUAGAGAAGCGUGUACGCACAACUGGUGGUGGGAGCACAGGGACUGUCAGGAAUUUGCGUAUACGGGAGGAUACAGCAAAAUAUCUUUUAAAUCUUGAUGUCAACUCUGCCCAUUAUGAUCCCAAAACCCGGUCAAUGCGUGAGGAUCCUCUUCCAGAUGCUGAUCCUAAUGAGAAGUUCUAUGGGGGAGAUAAUCAAUACAGAAAUAGCGGUCAAGCUUUGGAGUUCAAGCAGCUGAAUAUUCAUGCUUGGGACGCAUUCGAUAAGGGACAAGAUAUUCACAUGCAAGCAGCUCCAUCCCAAGCAGAGUUGCUAUAUAAGAAUUAUAAGGUCAUAAAGGAGAAGUUGAAGACCCAAACAAAGGACACGAUUAUGGAGAAGUAUGGUAAUGCUGCCAGUGAAGAAGAACUCCCAAGAGAGCUUUUACUAGGACAAAGUGAAAGACAAGUUGAAUAUGACCGUGCUGGACGGAUCAUAAAGGGGCAGGAGACUGUGCUUCCCAAAAGCAAGUAUGAAGAAGAUGUUUACAUUAACAACCACACAAGUGUGUGGGGUUCAUGGUGGAAGGAUCAUCAAUGGGGCUACAAGUGCUGCAAGCAGACAAUUCGGAACAGCUAUUGCACAGGUGCUGCUGGAAUUAAGGCUGCCGAGGCUGCAACUGAUCUCAUGAAGGCUAAUAUUGCCCACAAAGAGGCUACUGAAGAGUUGCCAGCACCAGUGGAGGAGAAGAGGCUUGCUACUUGGGGAACUGAGGUUCCGGAUGAUUUGGUUUUGGAUGAGAAGUUGCUUGCUGAAGCACUUAGAAAGGAGAAUGAGAGAAAGAAAGAAGAGAAAGACGAAAGGAAACGGAAGUACAAUGUUAGAUGGAAUGAUGAGGUUACCCCCGAAGAUAUGGAGGCUUAUAGGAUGACAAAAAUACAUCACGAUGACCCAAUGAAGAAUUUCCUCCGCUGAGUUUGGCUUGCAUGCCAUAUAGCUCAGGUGGAUACUUCAAGGCUUGCCUUUCUAUUUUGGCUCUGUCAGGUUGCACAACUAGUUGUGCGCUAGUUUGUUGUACUGCUCUCUGUGCCAAUCAUUCGGCUUAUCCUUCAUUUGUGGCUUUCUGUUGGUUCGAGUUAAAGUGAAUGUUUGUCUAUGCGGGCAAUGCUGUCUGGUUAUUGGAAAAAGUUUAUUCUGUGUGAUAACUCCGCGAAAGGGAAAUGAUUGUUAUGCUGUCCAACUUCUAUAUUUAUUUAGGCUUUAACUAGAAUUGUGUCAGGUUCACCGACAAAGUCCAAGCAUUAUUGUGAGUGCAUCAAGAGCAGACAACUCUUAAAUGAAGGAUUUAUGAGCUGAAAAAUGAUGAAUGUUAUGUUUAAUAUGUGUAUCAAAGAUGGGAAUUAUCUUUUCAAA